Molecule: messenger RNA, 4074 nt
Organism: Xiphias gladius (swordfish)
Lineage: Eukaryota; Metazoa; Chordata; Actinopteri; Istiophoriformes; Xiphiidae
Gene: alcama
Product: activated leukocyte cell adhesion molecule a
Exons: 16
Coding region: 216-1895 (559 amino acids)
Biological process (GO): cell adhesion
Cellular component (GO): plasma membrane
Source: RefSeq, a predicted model, not a curated record
CUGGCGACGUACUAGCAAAAUCCCCGAAUAGCCUCCUCCUUCUUCACCGUCGCGCUCUGUUUUCUGUAUGUCACCUGCGCGCUUGUUUCGGACUUUCCAUAGCAAUUCCAAACAAUAUCUGUGGGCCGUAUUUGUACAACUCAGACCAACUUCAACUCCUCAUUUCUUGAAGCUCACCAGAGGUAUCAACAAACCCUGAAAGCUACGUUAUAAGGAUGGGUUCGGCUGCUUUCCUGUUGCUGGCUUUCGUGAGCGCCGGGGCGCUUCUCCAAGUGUGGGGUACAAAAAGUGUGACUGCUUUGUAUGGAGAAACCAUUGUUAUACCAUGCAACGAUGGAGCUCCUGCACCAGAAGAUCUGAUGUUCAUCAAGUGGAAAUACGAAAAAGACGAUGGCACCCGUGGAGAUCUAUUGAUCAAACAGGCCCGCAAUGACCAGGCCACAGUUCAGGCCACAGACGAUUAUGCCCAACGGGUCAGCAUCAAUGACAAGUUCAGCCUGCUCAUCACCCAGGCCUCACUUAAAGACCAGAAGACCUUCACCUGCAUGGUGGUGUCAGACACCAACCUCAUGGAGUUCCCUGUUUCUGUUGUUGUUUACAAGAAACCAUCGUCAGUUCAGAUUAUGGACAAAGCUGAAGUAUUGCAGAGGGACAAACCAACAACAGUUGGGACAUGUGUUGUGACAGAUGCAAACCCUGCAGCUACGAUCACAUGGAAAAAGAAUGGAAAGCCCUUGGUAGCUGAUGGGAAAGCCGUUGUGAUCACCCCCAGCAUGAUGCUGGAUCCAGCCACAGGCCUAUCCACCACCUCCUCCAUUCUCCAGUAUGCAGCCACUAAGGAGGAUGUUGGCGCAAAGUUUGCCUGCAUGUCUACACAUGAGCUGACCAAUCAGGAGGCUGACCUGGAACCCUUUCCCAUUCACUAUCCAUCGGAGAAGGUUAGCCUCCAAAUUACAUCCAAGAGGCCGAUCAUAGAAGGAGAUAACGUGACUCUGAAGUGUCAUGCUGAUGGCAACCCUCCACCCAGCUUCUUCUUUUUCCACCUCAAGGGCCAGAAAACGCCGGUGCAAAAUUCAGACACCUACACUUUGACUGCCAUCAGCAGACAGGCUGCAGGUGAAUACAGAUGCUCUCUGUCUGACAACGAGAAACUGGAGUCCUCCCAAAGCAUCAUUGUUAGCUACCUGGACCUGAGUCUGAGUCCCGUUGGGAAGGUUGUCAAGACAGUAGGGGACACCUUUUCUGUGAAGAUGGAGACGAGCACGUCGGGUGAUGCUAAAGUGUCAUGGACAAAGAGUGGAAAGGCAGUGAAGGAGCCGGAGUUUAGCAAGUUGACCUAUGCUGAUGCAGGAGUUUAUUUAUGUGAAGUUUCCAUGACUGGCCUCACACGACGUCAGAGCUUUGAACUGGUCGUGGAAGGGAAGCCUGUGAUCACCAGCUUAACUAAACACCGUGCUGAUGAUGUCAAACACAAAGUUCUGACUUGCGAGGCUGAGGGAGUACCAGAACCCAGCUUCCAAUGGAACGUCAAUAGCACAAAUGAGGAGAGCUCCUAUAUCAAUGGCAAGGCCACCCAUAGAAUUACUGUGAUCCCAAAGGUGAACCUGACUGUCAGCUGCAGAGUCAUUAACCAGCUGGGAGAAGAUGUCAUGACCCUCAAUGUUUCCUCUAUUUUUAAAGAGGAAAAGGAAGAAAAAGGCUCUCAAGAGGAUUCAGAGGACCAGGCAAAGCUCAUAGUGGGUGUCCUGGCAGGGCUCCUCAUAGCUGCUGCAGCAGUGGGACUCAUCUACUGGCUCUACAUGAAGAAUUCAAGACAAGGAAGCUGGAAAACUGGUGAAAAGGAGUUGGGGACAUCUGAGGAGAGCAAGAAACUAGAGAACAAUCACACUGUUUAAAAGGUGCUCGAGCUGUACUAUGUGCGAUGAAAAAGAAGCAGUUGAAAGCAGUUUUGCGGCAUCAAAAUAAAGUCUCCCAGUUGGCUGCUGAUGCACUCCAUCCGGCUCCACAUAAGCAGCAACAAGCAGUGAUUUUCCAACAAUUCCUGCCCACUGCCUGCUGUCCCACGUCACUGUUUGAAGUCUGCAUUGGUGCUGCAUCGUACUUCUGAGUAAUUCUGGUGGGGUUUUUUGAUGUUUGGUUUUUCCUUUAGGUUUUUUUUUUUUUCUUUCCCUUGUUCUUGAAUUUCUUCAAUGAAAUUCUUCCAUUUCCUUGUACAAUUUUAGGGCCUGUAUAACAAAUCAAAAUUAUGUGUGUGCCCUGGCUGAGCAUGCCAAUGUUUUUUAUUUUUUAUUUUUACUUUUUUGUGCUCUGUGCGGAAAAGUAUCUGUUUGGCUUGUGCUGUGAGACAGACACUUCAGAGUUGUAUAACCCUACUGAAACUGUCCUCAAACUUUUCAGAAAAUAACCAACAUCUUAACCUCCUGACUUAUGUUCACUGGUUUUUAAACAAUGGAAAAUGUAUUGUCUAAAUACUUAGUCAAUGGAUUCCCCUGACAAUAAGAGUUCUAGUAAUAGUCAUAAAAUUACAUAAUGAGCUGGAUGUACUGUAAAUUAUUUCUAUACAUACAGGUUAUUGUAACUGUGAUCCAAAAAACUAAUUUCAUUAGUGGAGAUGUAAAUUGGAGUUCUGCAAAUGGAGCAUUAUGACACAUUCGGCCACUAAUUCGUUUUUUUUUUUUUUCAUGUAACCCUUUUCAGCUCUUUUCCCUUUUUUUUUAUUUUUUAUUUUACACUCAAGAGGGACUCUUUAAUUGCCUUUAUAUUGCAAAUAAUUUUAUCUGGAAAAAACAAUGUAAUGAAAAGACAAGAAGUCAUCAGUAGAUAUGCAAAAUUAUGUUAUACCAUAGCAUUUCUUUUUUUAGUUAAUGCUAAAAUGAGUUUGUUAACUUGUGGUUUAGUUUAAUACACUACAUUGUCUUCAUGUCUUAGCCUGUCUGUGCCCCAGUUCCUUUACCAUCCGAUCAAGGCUGAGACUAUGGUUUUAGAGUAGAUUUCAUAUUAUUUGGAAUAGCUUUACUGAUGCCAGUUCUGAAUGUACUGUUUUUUUUUGUGUUUAUGAUGUACUUAUAUUAUAUGUGCAACCUACCUGGAUAGCUGUGCUGCAGCAUGCAAGACAGUUUUUUUUUUGUUUUUUUUUGUUUUUUACGCUACAUGAGAGUGAACAAAGCUAUACAGUAUCUUCACUCAUUCUCUGCUGUAAUUUUUUAACUAAGUGGUGUGAAGGAUAACUCAAACUGAAAGACAGUGGUUGCGACUGGCAGAUGAGGUGCAUAAAGGUGAUGGCUUUCUGGGUUUACGUCAUUCUGCUCUGGAUCAUCCCACAAUUCAAACCCCCAGUGGCCCACCAAAGAGAAACAGUUGACAAAAUAGUUUGAAAGGAAUCAUAAAUCUCAUUAACAUUAAUAGCUUAGUUAAUAGUUUAUUUAGUACACAAAUGUUCAGUUCACAACACUUAAAUUUGCUGAAUACAUUUGCAUAUUUAUGACUCAUAUUCUGUUAAUUAACAACUUGACAACAGAAGUGUCAACCUUUCACUUCAUCUUAAAACUUGUUAAUAUUUCUGAGAAUACCAGUAGAUUAUGACAAUUACCAAGAGCCAAAUUUGUAAUGAGUUUGAGUCAUCUGUCAAAAACCUUGCUGUGGUAAUUAAAGGUAAGACACACCGAACAGGUUUUGUAUACUACAGUGGUUUUCAUCACAUGGCAUUGUGAAUUUUGUGAUCUCUUCGUCUCUUGGAUGCCAGUUUUCCAAACUGGCAAAGAGAUGACAUUCCAUUCUCUUACUUUUUUUGAAACAUGUAGGAGUUACCAAUAUAGCACACUUCCCCAUCCAGCAUUUUCAAAAUUAUAUAUAUAUUACGGUAUAUAUUAUGGGAUGGUUGCAAAACUACAUGACAUGAAAGCAGUAGGUCAACAUUUUUAAGCACCUAGUCAAUUGUUAUUUUCUCAUGCCUUUUGUUCCUUUUCAAAUAAUCAGGUCAGCAGUGAAACCAAAGAGGGUAAAAGGAGAAGGCCAUAGCAGUGUUGUAAAUACACGUUUGUUUUUUGUACUGUUGUUGAAAAUAAAGUGUACAGU